ACAUAUAAUCGCUCGAACGUAUAGAUUGUUACCGGAAUUUCUCAUAUUAUCACGAUGGCAAUAACGAACGAUGAAGCGCGACGAAUAAAAGCGAGCAGCUGACACGAGCCCGUCGCAAUAUGGACUAAUCGGGUCUCUGCGCUUUUAAUCCAUUUUAACCGCACGCUCUGACCCACUGGCCCUCGCGCACGUGGUGCAAGCUUCGCUAUAUAUACGUGUACAUUUUGUUUCAAUGUAUAUGCCGCAUGCGUCAAUAGGUAAAUGCCACGUUCGCGCCAAGUAUACGACGCGCUUUAUUGACUUUUUGAUUUUUCGCCUACACAAUUACAGCAUCGCCUUAUUCGACACUCGGGGCUUGGCGUUAUUAUGUAGGAGUGUACGCGCGAAAUAAUUCAUCGAUGGAGCUGUGCAACUAUAAGGAAGCGUUUAGCAUAGACGCGGUCAAGAACGAUCGAUGGAAUCGACACGUUGUGCGCUUGGCUGGCUGAAAGUCAGCCAAGAGUAAAGAGCUUUGAUUUCCAAAUUCAACCUCGGUACUCGAAAAAUAUUCCGAAAAUAAGCAAAACAAAAAAAAAACAACAAAAGAGAGAGGCUGACAAACAAAAAAACAAUCGAUAAGGUGUAUUUUAUCGCUAUCGAAUUGCACUCGAGUGCCGUUAUCGAGUCAUCGACACAUUGUACCAUUGGCCGACGUCGACGCCGAUCAACGUACACGCUACAUAUGCACAGUAGACAGUAGACCGGAUGACGCGAGCCCGGGUCUAUACCACACUCGUUACAUUACAACACUUCCAAUAUAGGCACAGCAGCGGCACAUAGACGCGCAUUAGAGGCGGCGAGCGCGAGAACGGACAGAUAUCGAGGCCAGUGUACCGCGCUGCUGUGCGGCACCGGAUGAAGUUUCGAGCGAUCGCUCCAUGAACCCAGAAGAAAAACAGCAGCCGCAGCUUCGAAAAUGCAGAACCGAUCGCCUACUACCGCUACGAGCCUACUGGCGCUGGCACUCCUGCUGCUGUCGGCCGGAGCGUCGGCCUCGACCACCAGGAAAAUUGCCGUCAGACCCGACAACGUGCUGAUGGAUUAUUUGGCCUUUCGAUACGUCUCGAUCUUGCACUUUACCGUGCCCGAAAACGCCGUCUCGGCCGUCUUCAACUUCACCGUGUACCAGAAGAAGACCGGCGGACUGAUGGAGUGCUCGCAGCAGUUCGCGGAGGUCCACGUGAAAUCGGCCAGCGUGCCGCUCGUCCAUCCGGACGGCUCCAAGUACAAGGCUAAUCUGCUGCGCGAGCGCAGGCCCCACGAGCCGAUGCGCGUCGACUGCAACGGCGACACGCACAAGAUCUCGGCGGAGGCGCCCGCGCCCGGCGACUGGUACCUCGUCGCCUACAAGGCCUGGGAGGACCCCGACAACAAGCCCAUCAAGCAGGAGGGCCUGGCGGCGAGCUGCGACACGAUACUCGACGCGGAGCUCGUCAUCGAGUACCCGGACGUCUACCUGCCGCUCGGUGUCGGCGACGACGACGAAGAGUGGAACGAGCGCAGCGGCAUCGGCCUCGGAAGCAGCCCGAACCUCACCACGGCCCUGCUGGAGUUCUACGUGCCCGCGGGUAGCCCGAGAGCGACGCUGUUCGUGAGGUCGAGCUGCGGCGGCGAGUGCACGCUCAAGCUCCACCUCGGCGGAGUCAGCGAUACGGUGCUGGAGCGCGAGAUCAACGACACGGAGACGAGCCUGGAGUUCAGGCCGCGCGACGAGCCCCUCCACCGGCUGCUGCUGAGAUUCAUGCACGGCCCGGCGACCAACCUCAGCGUCCAGAUCCAGCCGAUCUCGUCGCAGGACCUGCAGCCGGCCCUCGACGUCACGGACUUUCCGCUCGUCAGAUACACGCUGCCGGACUUUUUCACCUUCAAUUUCAAUCACGUGGUCGGCAGCAACGCCAACGAGUCGGCCCCCCUGAAUCUGUCGGCGACGAGCCUCGGGGUCAUGCGGUUCCGAAUCGAGGACGCCCUGGACACCGGCGGCACGCUCAGCGUCGGCCUCAAAAUUCACGACGACGAGAAAAAGGACAACGUCGUAAUCGUCGCUUGCGUCUCUCAUGGUAAAUACGACGCAAUCUCGUCCCUGGGCCAGUGCCUGCGCGACUUGGACGACUCGACGACGAGCGGGGCCGACGUGUACGUGGCCAACUCGAGCGUGGCGGACUUUGUGCACGUGCCGUACCCCGAGACGGGCAACUGGCACCUGUCGCUGCGGGCCUUCUGCCUCGAGCCCGCGAGCCCCGAGUGCCGCCAGUGCCACGAGAGCUGCUCGAGGAAGCGAUGGGGGGACAACGGCACCAGCUAUAACAACGGCUGCGACGAGGGGGUCUGCGCCAACUGCACCGCGCGGCCCUGCGACGCCCGGGCCAAGAGCAUCGUCGCCUCGGCCCAGUGCGUGCAGAACAGCUGCGGCCGCCAGGGACGCUGCAACGUCUACCUCGAGGCCGGCUACGCCUUCUCGUCCUGCUACUGCUACGGCGGCUAUCGGGGCUUCGACUGCAGCGACGACGCCUACGUGGUCGGCACGUCCGACGUACUGGCCCGGCUGCUCCUGCUGACUCUCAGCAAUUUGGCCUUCGUCGGGGCCAUUUACGUGGCCAUAAGGCGGGCCUACUACACCGAAGCCCUGGCCUACACCGCGGUGCUGGUCUUCUCGACGUUCUAUCACGCUUGCGAGGGUGGCGACAGGAAUCACAGCUACUGCCUGAUGGACAUCGACACGCUGCAAUUCUGCGACUUCUUCAACGCCCUGCUGUCGAUCUGGAUGACGCUGAUCGCCAUGGCGUCGAUGGGCUCGCGGCUCACCUCGUUCUGCCACAUCCUCGGUGUGAUCGUGCUCGCUGUGGGCGCCGAGAAGGACCGCACGGCCCUCUGGGUGUUCAUGCUGCCCGCCGUCACGGGCUGCCUCAUCGUCCUCGCCAGCUGGGGCUACAAGUGCCGCCAGAAGGGCAGUCUGCAGUACCCGGCUCGGCGCUACCGCAUAAUUUACCUGCCGCUCGGCCUCGGCGUCGUGUUCCUCGGCCUCGUCUGCUACGCCUUCUUCCAGACGAACAGCACCUACUUCUGGGUGCACAGCCUCUGGCACGUGGCCGUGGCGCUGGGCGUCGUGCUGCUGCUGCCCAAGCGCGAGUACAUGCAGUGACAGGAAGCGAUCGGCGCCUCCGCGGCCGCGACUGCGUCAUCGCCACCGGCUGCUCUGCCCAUCGGACUCUUGUCCUGCUAUUACGCGCGCACGACUUGUUGACAGUUGCGUCUUGCGCGCCGACAGUUCCUUUCUGUUUUCGUCUCGAGACUACCGAGUCUGGUGCAUUUGCUAAACCAAAAAGUGAGAGAGAGAGAGAAAGAGAGAAAAAAAUUUGAUUUUAGUGUGCCUUGAGCGAGUCUUUAACUUGUUAUAUGUGAUAUGCUAGUUACGAUUACGGUCUACAUUUGGCCUCAACAAAAUCCUUCACUUUUACUUACCGUGUAAAUCCUUCACUAACUUAGUUUUCGUCCACGUAGAACCGCGUAUUUUCUUACCCUCCUGAACGAUUCACCGAUUUUUAAUAUUUUUAUCGUGUACAUACAAUCGACGCACGCCAAAUUCCUUUAUUUAGUUCGACUAUUGUUUUGUUAAUUUUAAGAGCAAUGAGUCGCAUCGCGUAUAGUCAAUAUUAUAAUACGUUGUCAGAGACAAUAAUUCGACUCACGUGUAUUUUACAUAAAGAAGACAAAAAAGAAAUGCAUUUAUAUAUUAAUUGUAAUUACAAUUGUAAAACACUGAAGCACAAUGUGACUGUUUGCUUAUAAUGGUAAACUCGUUCACAACUGCAAAGAGGCGAUGAAUAAUAUAAUGUUUAUAUUUUUAACGAUUUUAUCAUUGUAAAAGAGACACGUACCGAUAGACUUUACUUGGAAAGAUAGUCUGUACGUGAAAAGAUUCGUCUAAUGAACGUUGAAAAAGUUGACCUUUCUGUUAUGUAAAUUAGAAACUAUCGAGUGUUAUGUAAUAAAAACUACACUAUUUUUCACACAAUA
Messenger RNA from Trichogramma pretiosum, 4053 nucleotides. Its product is annotated as post-GPI attachment to proteins factor 6-like. Gene Ontology annotation, cellular component: plasma membrane. NCBI's taxonomy places the organism in Eukaryota, Metazoa, Arthropoda, Insecta, Hymenoptera, Trichogrammatidae. The record is from RefSeq and is a predicted model, not a curated record. The transcript is spliced from 5 exons. Bases 956 to 3178 code for a protein of 740 amino acids.